Messenger RNA from Ostreococcus lucimarinus CCE9901, 2763 nucleotides. RefSeq lists its product with no specific name. The record is from RefSeq and is a predicted model, not a curated record. The transcript has a single exon. Lineage: Eukaryota; Viridiplantae; Chlorophyta; Mamiellophyceae; Mamiellales; Bathycoccaceae. Bases 1 to 2763 code for a protein of 920 amino acids. Gene Ontology annotation, molecular function: calcium ion binding.
AUGCCCGAAGGCGUGGGUGAUGGCUUACCGUUUGGAAGAAGCCGUCAGCGGGCGUACGGUGAUAUCACGCGUGCGCUCACGCGUCCCCCCCGUGAAGACCUGAGCGCCGCGGCGAGCCACACCGAGAAUCGCAACCACGACCGCGCGGACCGGCGCUCCGUGGGAGGCGAGAUCGAUCUCUUGAGGCGGGAAAUCACGCGUGUACAGAAAGCCUUGACUGAUUUGAAGGCGAAGAGAAUCGAAAAUAAAUCGCCAAACGCUCUUCCGGAGCGUAAGCGAUGGAGCGUCAUGGAUCGCUGCAGGCCAACGAGGAAGUGCGACGAAAAGGACGAGAGACAUUCGUUGAAACCUUCGCUCGUUCGCGACAUGAGUGCUCGACAGCUCAUCCUGCGGAAACCACCCGAGCCUGCAACGCGUGGAAUGGCUAUCAUGCUGUUGCGACGGCUAGACGACGUCUUGCCAGAGGGCGCCAUCGAGAACAAGUGCGCCGAGCUGAGCAAGAUGGGCGGUUUGGGAACGGUGAGUGGAGCGCUCGCGCGGUACGCAAGCUUGCACAUCGACACGUUUAGCGACGACUUUGAGAUAAUCGAUACCGCGUUCCGAGAGAGUGCUCGGCAAGUGAGCGCUGGGUGUAGAGAUCGAGGCGAGUUGUUGGAUGCGAUCCGCGAACGCUACGGAGAGCUCUUCUCCACGAUGCGCAACGUGUGUGACCGGUGGCAGCGACGAAACGAGUCUCUCGUCAUCGAGCUUGACGAACUUCAAGGCGCGCUGGAGACGAAAGAGAACGAGCAACUCGCGCUCACAGAGCGCGUUGCGAGAUGUAAAUUCGAAGCCGAUUCUGCAAGACGACGGCAGCAAGUUGAUAACGAGCGGGCAGAUUUAAUGACUAAACGGUCGCGUGCGAGGGAAAACGAAUUAAUGAUGAUGCAGAAAAUUGACCGUGCCGAGAUUCAUCGAUUGCAUGAGCGCCUAAAACUGAUGGAGACUCAAUCAAGGCGUGAUCUUGAAUUCGCGGUGAUGUCGAUGGAGCAGUCGCUCUACGACGCUCUCAACGACAGAGACAAUCUCUCGAAGCGCGUAAGGUUUUUGGACAAUCAGCUGCUCCAGACGCGCAUGAUGCUUCCGGAUAAAUCGUGUUACUCCACUACAGAGACCCAAACCUUGGAACGCAUGGAUGGCCAGUCGACGUACAAGGGUGAAGCAGCAGCAACCGCGGGCGUAUCGGCUGAGGUGCAAACCGACCACGUAGUGAUCUCGAAGCGUCGACGCAAAGAAAAAGCUUCGAGGAGUGGAAUGGAUGGUAAAGAUACGAGGUUGCACGCCCCAGAUCUCGGCACGGACGCGGAUCAAUGGAAGCGCGAGAUUCUCGGCGGUUUCGCCACUCUCAUAACUUCGCAAAAGAUUGGUCGGCGGAAACCACGCGCUUGGGUACUCAAAUGUAUCGCGCACAUAUACACCGAUAAGCUCACGCUCGACUCGACAGCGCAGAUAAAUGGCGACGACGGCGCGAUGUGUGACGCCUCAGCGCAGCCACUCACGAAUUUCGUGUACGAUUGGCAUCUGCACAAGUUUGGGUUGAAGCAACUCGCCGAAACGAAUUUGCACGACUUGAUUGCUUCGACGUCGCAUCACGCGGAGGAGUGCGGACUGAUUUCCCAGUUCGGCGCGUUUUGUGGUUUCGGCGCACAUCGAGCGCAUCGAGCACCGGUCUUGACGGAUUCGCCGACGGUGACGUUUUAUUUACGUCUGCUCGAAGCGCUCGCGAGCGAAACCAACCUUGGCCAACUAUUUAUGGAGUUCGGCCUCGGGAACGAUUCGAAGAUCGACAUCACGCCGACUAUGACAGGUACGCUCGCACUUACACGCGCUCUAGAUGCCAUCAAGCGCGUGUUUACGGAGUACAAAGACGACGCCUCGGCGCUGAAAGAUUUUGUUGGUAAACAACUCGGGAUCAAGCAUGCGACGAACUCGACGACGGUCAAGUUUGCCAGUUUAAUGCGGGGGGCGAUGGACGAGUACACAUCUCGCCGACUCGCGAGUUUGGAAACAUUGAAAGCUUUAUUUCUUGCCGCUGAUUGCGAUGACGAUGGCGCUUUGGUGCGAGACGAAUUCGCCGCUGCGCUUCGAUUGUGCGACUACAAAGUCACCGAACAGUUCGCGGCGAGGGCGUUCGAAUCCUGCGCGACACGACGCGGCGAUAAACCUUCAGAGCUAUUCGUCGGCGUUGACGCAUUUAUCAAGUCGUGUCUCAUGAACGGGAUGGAGACCUUUCGCGUGAUCCCCGAACGUCCGCCGGGCGAAACCGCGGCGACGACGAAAAUGACGGCGUCGGCGACAUCUUCUCACAAAAAUCAAGGCUCAUCCUCCCCGACGGCACCAUCGCUCUCCAUGUCAUCGAACGCGUGGAUGGCCCUCGUCGACCAGCACGUCGCCUCUCCCGAAGGCGCGGUCGCCAAACUCCGCGCCCUUCCGCCCGGCGUCUCCCUGGAUCGAUGUCGACGCCAACUCCGCCGUCUCGACCAACUCCGCGCCGCGCGCACCGACGGCCAAGCCGCCUACCUCGCCCUCAAGCUCCUCACCAACGACGUCCGAACCGCCACCGUCCGCGCCAAGGGCGGUUUCAAGCGUCUCGGCGCCACCGUCCUCCACCAAGUCUCCUUCUCCAUGCGCGCCGCGCGCGUCGAAUCCGAUCCCACCGUCGUCGCCUCCGCCUCGCCCGAUCACCCUCGCGACGACGAUUUCGACCCGUUAGCGACGUCCUAA